AUAUCGAUAUGUUUCGAUAACUGCCGACCGGUAAACAGCUGUUGCGACAAUUGUUAUGAAAUUUUGUUGGCUGCCAUCAAGAUGCUGCGUUUGAUGACAAAAGCUCGUGCUCUCAGAUCGCUUAUACCUGCCGCAAGCAUUCGUGGCUAUGCACAAAAGGUGCCCAGCGGCGGCAGCAGCAACAUUGGGGCCAAGGAUGAGGUGCCGCCAAUUAGCAAUGAGCCCAUAGAAUUCUUUGGCAGCCAUGCAGCCACUUGGCGUGCCCGCGACACUCGCAGCGGUGGCAGCGAUGAAUCCCUGUGGUAUCAGCCCUACGUCAUCUCCGCCAGCUUGGCACUAUUUCUGAUCUACUUUUGCAUUUUGCGAGAGGAGAGCGACAUUGAUCUGCGCCUAGAAGGAAAUCUGUACGAUCAUGUAAGUGGCUUGGAGGAGGUUCAGCUCACUGUCAACUAUAGGUACAACAAAGAGCAUGGACUGGACACCAAGGAGCAGGAGAAACGCCUCAUUGAGCUGGGCGUCGAUCUGGGGCAAUUGGAUGCCAAGUUGGCGUCACAGUAGUUUGCAUCGCAAUUAGUUUUAUGUGUUGUUUUUAUUAAGCAAAAAAGUUAAAUAUACCAAUAUAAAACUACUACUAAUUAGUAAGCAUCAUUUGCUAAAAGAUGAUGUUUGGCCUGUAUAAUAGAAGGACAAGAAAAGCGAACUUCGGCACGCCGAAUAUUAGAAAAUUCUAAAGGCCUGUGCUCAUACGAGCCAUAAUCUUUGGCUUGCUUAAAUUGCUUAAAGAGCAUCCUAUGCGUUCCACGAUUCUUGACAAAGCAACGUCUUAUCCAAAGCUACAAACAAUCUUUUCGUUUUCUUCACAGUUUAUCCUUGUGUUCACUUCAGUCUUAGUUUUUGUUUUAUAUUUUUCUAAUAUUUAAUUAACAAUUAACUCAACAUUUGAGAGAAAUCCAAAGCAAAGUCAAAUUACAUUUCGGAAAUCAAAACUUUCUUAUUUGUAAUAUAAUAUAUCUAUAUAUAAAUAAUAUAACAUUCGAGUGAACAUUCAGAAA
Molecule: messenger RNA, 1052 nt
Organism: Drosophila virilis
Lineage: Eukaryota; Metazoa; Arthropoda; Insecta; Diptera; Drosophilidae
Source: RefSeq, a predicted model, not a curated record